Molecule: messenger RNA, 932 nt
Organism: Chrysochloris asiatica (Cape golden mole)
Lineage: Eukaryota; Metazoa; Chordata; Mammalia; Afrosoricida; Chrysochloridae
Gene: DMBT1
Product: deleted in malignant brain tumors 1
Exons: 6
Cellular component (GO): membrane
Source: RefSeq, a predicted model, not a curated record
AUGAACCUGGAGCGAUGUCUCCAAGGGACAGACUCUGGUUUAGAUCUGAGGCUGGUGAAUGGAAGUGACCCGUGCCAGGGUCGAGUGGAGAUCCUGUACCGAGGCUCCUGGGGCACCGUGUGUGACGACAGAUGGGAUCUAAAUGACGCUGAUGUGGUCUGUAGGCAGUUAGGCUGUGGCUGGGCCCAUUGGGCCCCUGGACAUGCCCAGUUUGGUCAGGGGUCGGGUCCAAUCGUCCUGGAUGAAUUGCGCUGCUCAGGAAACGAGUCCUCCCUGUGGAGCUGCCCCCACAAUGGCUGGCUCUCACAUGACUGUGUUCACAGGCAGGAUGCUGGUGUCAUCUGCUCAGGUAGGCCUCAAAGACUCCUGGACCACUCUCUUAUCAUCUGUGAUACCUGCUUUACAAUAAACCUGCAACUAAUUUUGCUUUCUCUUCCAGCUUCUCAGCCGGCAUCACCACCUGGGCCAGAUGUGACAGUGAACACAAGUUACACCACAGCGCAAACAAAUUCUAGUUUGGCUCUGAGGCUGGUGAAUGGAGGUGACCGGUGCCAGGGCCGCGUGGAGAUCCUGUACCGAGGCUCCUGGGGCACAGUGUGUGACGACAGCUGGGACACCAAUGAUGCCAACGUGGUCUGCAGGCAGCUUGGCUGUGGCUGGGCCGUAUCGGCUCCGGGAAGUGCCCGGUUCGGUCAGGGCACAGGACCGAUUGUACUGGACGAUUUGCGCUGCUCAGGACACGAGUCGUUCCUGUGGAACUGUCCCCAUAGAGGCUGGCUCUCCCAUAACUGUGGACACAGUGAGGACGCGGGUGUCAUCUGCUCAGCUGUCCCCACAGUGGCUGACUCUCCCACAACUGUGGACACAGGGCAGAUGCUGGUAUCGUCGGCUCAGUUGAACCUCUUGGAUCAAAGACUCUUGGACCACUCUCU